This is a messenger RNA of Tachysurus vachellii, 494 nucleotides long. RefSeq names its product interferon alpha-inducible protein 27-like protein 2A. The coding region runs from base 108 to 410 and encodes 100 amino acids. NCBI's taxonomy places the organism in Eukaryota, Metazoa, Chordata, Actinopteri, Siluriformes, Bagridae. The record is from RefSeq and is a predicted model, not a curated record. Gene Ontology annotation, cellular component: membrane. The transcript is spliced from 4 exons.
UUUAUUUAUUAUAGUGUUAACUGGCCAGCUUCAGCCUUUCGUCACAGUUACGCGUAGGUUUCGUUUCUGUGUAAGGUCUCAUCAGUUGCCUGAGCUGUGUGGACAUCAUGAUCUCUCCAACCAUGAUAUCAGCUGCAGUCGGAGCAGCCUUCUCUGUGCUGGUGGCUCCGUUAGUCCUUUCCAUUUCUGGUUUCACCUCUGGUGGCAUCGCUGCGGGGUCCCUUGCAUCAUCAAUGAUGUCAUCAACUGCCAUCGCUAACGGUGGUGGUGUGGCGUCGGGAAGCCUCGUUGCCAUCUUGCAGUCUUGGGGUGCGGCCGGCCUUACUUAUGUGGCCACAGCUGUCGUCGCGUCUGUGGGAGGUGCAGUCGGUGGAGUGGCCGGGUGGGUGACCAGGCUGAUCAUACGCUGAAACCUUGUUUUAAACCAGUAAACACUUGGAACAAACAUUAUGUGCUUUCAUGUGAUCUUAAAUAAAAUUGGAUCCUUCUUCCUA